UCUCUUUUUACUUGUGUACAGUAGAUGGUACAGAAAGUGUGGUGUCGUUGUGUUUUCUGUUUUCUUGUGUUUUUCUCGUGGAAAGAGCGUGCGAAAAGCCAGCGGAAAAGUACGCAGCGUGGAUUCGGGGUCCAUUGAGGCGAAAAUGGACAUGGACUACAUCGACAGUUCCUUCGACUACGAUGUGGAGAACGAGGACUUCUACGAGGUGAGCGUGCCCGCCAAGGGCCAGAAGAGGAGGGUCACUUUCAAGCAGCAAGUGUCCACGAAGAGCGACGAUGCGGACGUGGUCACGCUGGGCACGAUGAAGACGGAGCUGGUGGACGACGGCGAGGAGGCCCAGACACCGCAGUCGCUAUGCGAAAUACAGAAGGUGCCUUCCAUCAGCGACCUCUCAGAUCCGGAGGCGUCUUUGGAUAUACCGACCCAGGUGCCGCCCCUGACGCCUGGCACCAACAAGACCAUGGCCGAGGCGCUGAAGGCGUCUUUCGCAUCGUGGGAAAAGGAACAAGUCCGAUUGAACAUAACCAAAGAUCCACGUCAAUGGACGGAGAACCACGUGGCCCACUGGCUGCAGUGGGCGGCGAAAGAAUUCUCCCUCGAAUGCAUCCCCUUGCACCAGUUCCGCAUGAAGGGCAAGGACAUCUGCGCCAUGGGCAAAGACGCGUUCGCCGCCCGCGCGCCCGCCUUCGUGGGCGACAUCCUCUGGGAGCACCUGGAGCUCCUCCAGAAAGAUGUCGAGAGGGAACGAUCGCUGACGAGCACCGUGGUUCCCGGAAGCCUGUACAACUCGAUGUGCGUCCCGGACCUGAACUUCCUGGACUACCAGGGUUCCAUGAUUCCGGAGGACCGGAAGCCGGUCACGAUCACUCCGGGCAGCAACAGCGCGCCGACGCCGCCCAACAACAACAACUUCUUGCACGACGGUGGGUACGGUCAGCUGAGGAGUCCGGCGUGUCCCCCCGCCCCCGCAGACGAGAUCCGGGAGGAAGGCUCGCCGCCUCCGGGGCCGCCCUCGGGGUUCAUGCAUUUACAGAGAAGUCCUGCCUACCACCACUUAAAAGAUGGUUUCAAAAGUUCGUGUUCGCCGACCGAGUCGGGCACCAAUUCCUUCGGCAUGGACAACCUCCCCUCAAUGAACAGCGACGAUCAAUCUCACCUCUUCCAGACGUCCCAUUAUUCGCCCGAAGAACACGAGUACCAAGCGUUGGAAGCCGGCCACCAGCCCCAGUACUUGGAAAGUUCGCCCGAAUUCUACGCUGCCAACAACCUAAUAGAGUCCAAGUACCACCCUGCGCACCCCUACGUCAAAAACUAUGCCCGAGGUACGGCAAGGUAUAACGACGGCUACGGCGACACGUACGGCUCGCCCUACGAUGGGUCCCCUUUCCAGACGGUGCCCAGCGGCACCAACGGUGCCCCCGACCAGUGGGCGCACAACCACGAUCUCGGUUCCAUUGCGCACGCGCAUUCACACACGCAUCCCGCCUUUCUGUCGACGGGAAUGCAGGGGAGAGACCCCAUCAACCCGUUGGCGCCGGAUACCAAGCCCAUGCUCCAGAAUGGGAUGAUCGCCGGGUAUCCCAACAGCGGGGCGCCGGGAGGGCCCUGUUUCACAGGCUCCGGCCCUAUCCAGCUGUGGCAAUUCCUGCUCGAACUCCUCACGGACAAAUCCUGCCAAGCGUUCAUCUCCUGGACCGGGGACGGUUGGGAGUUCAAGCUGACGGACCCCGACGAGGUGGCCCGACGCUGGGGCAUCCGCAAGAACAAGCCGAAGAUGAAUUACGAGAAGCUAUCGCGCGGUCUGCGCUACUACUACGACAAAAACAUAAUCCACAAGACUGCCGGGAAGCGCUACGUCUAUCGCUUCGUCUGCGACUUACAGACCUUGCUAGGGUACAGUCCGGAGGAGCUGCACGCAAUGGUAGAUCUCAAGCCCGAGAAGAAGGAAGAUGACUGAUCCAGCGCCGCGUCGCACCCCUCGCCCCUCCCGCAACCUGGUGCCUAUCGGAAACCCAUCACUUAAUCAUAAAAUUGGCGAUCUGCGCGGUAAACCGACGUGUCUGCGUUUAGCGCGCAGCGCACUUGCUCAUCUGCACACCAACCAAUCAGAAACAACAAAAUUAAGUGUGAUUUACUAAUUAAGAUAGAGUAAUGUAUAAAGUUAAGGAUUGUGCUCUCUUGUAGUAGCGAGGGUCAGCGCCACUGAUCGAGCUGUCUGUAAAUAUCAUUAUUGUGAUAAGUCUUUCAGAGCAGAUAGUUAUAUGUUUAUAUUUUUGCAAAGUUCAGGAGGCGCAUGUGCGCGAUUAAAGAGACAAUAUGAUAAAUUUUUGCACAUUUGAUUAUUGUUAAACUUGCAAUAAGAUGUUUUUAAAGAUACGUUCUGAAUGUUAACAAGUUUUUUUAUCGUGGUCUCAACCUCUAAAGUAUAUUCUACUAUAAGUUAUUAUUUAAAAGAAAAAUAAUUAUGACACGUUGGUACGGCGGGAAGUCGCGUUCACGCUGUAUUUCUUUUGUGUUAUCCAUACGUAUAAACUAUGUAUUAAAUAGUGAUGUUUGAAUAAAAUAUUGGUUUUACCAAAA
This is a messenger RNA of Zophobas morio, 2583 nucleotides long. Its product is annotated as ETS-like protein pointed. The coding region runs from base 146 to 1960 and encodes 604 amino acids. The transcript has 11 exons. Gene Ontology annotation, molecular function: DNA-binding transcription factor activity, RNA polymerase II-specific; sequence-specific DNA binding. Gene Ontology annotation, cellular component: nucleus. The record is from RefSeq and is a predicted model, not a curated record. Gene Ontology annotation, biological process: cell differentiation; regulation of transcription by RNA polymerase II. NCBI's taxonomy places the organism in Eukaryota, Metazoa, Arthropoda, Insecta, Coleoptera, Tenebrionidae.